This is a messenger RNA of Cercopithifilaria johnstoni, 588 nucleotides long. The record is from the annotation of a GenBank genome assembly. NCBI's taxonomy places the organism in Eukaryota, Metazoa, Nematoda, Chromadorea, Rhabditida, Onchocercidae.
AUGGCUUUUUUUAUUCAUAAUUUAUUACAACCAUCUGAAGUUAUCGAGCAGUCGUCACCAAUAAGGGAUAUUUUGAAUGAAACAAGGUUUUGUGACGAGACAGUUGUGUCAUGCAAAAGCCUACAGGUUGCAGAGUGUCCGAUUUUUAUGGACUCCUUCAGUUUUCCAGAGUGGUACCAAGCAAUUAACUACGUCAGCAUGGCUACUCAACAUAUUGGAUAUCAAAUUACUCGUACAGACAGCAAGCAUUAUCCAGUAAUCAUCGGACGGGGCCCACAACUGCCCUGCUUGCAACAUUACAUACAGAAAUUACAAUAUACGCGAAAAGGUGGUCAAAUUCGAUUUACGAAUGAACAAACGGAUGCACUUGAACAAAAAUUUGACAAGCAUAAGUACUUGUCAUCACAGGAACGAAAGAAAUUAGCAAGAAAUUUACAGCUUUCUGAGAGACAGGUUAAAACAUGGUUUCAAAACCGACGGGCUAAAUGGCGCAGAAUUCGUAAGGAUGAAGAAGAUGAAAUUCGUCAUGAUGCCAUAAUUUACCCAAUACCACAACUUGUCCAUUAUGGUCAUCAACAGUACCACUAG